Messenger RNA from Coccinella septempunctata (seven-spotted ladybird), 1724 nucleotides. Its product is annotated as acyl-CoA Delta-9 desaturase-like. Gene Ontology annotation, molecular function: stearoyl-CoA 9-desaturase activity; iron ion binding. Gene Ontology annotation, biological process: unsaturated fatty acid biosynthetic process. The coding region runs from base 166 to 1371 and encodes 401 amino acids. Lineage: Eukaryota; Metazoa; Arthropoda; Insecta; Coleoptera; Coccinellidae. The record is from RefSeq and is a predicted model, not a curated record. The transcript is spliced from 5 exons. Gene Ontology annotation, cellular component: endoplasmic reticulum membrane.
CAGAUUAACAAUUCUAGUGAAAGCUGUCGUUGUGGGCAGUCCCAGUAAUUUUUUCGCGACAGAAAACCGUGAGUUUUGUUUUUUCGCAUAGAUUAGUAAAGAUAGAUGUUUGCAGCUCGGAAAAAUAUUCACUAACUGACGUAGACAAAAAAAAAAAAACAUACCAUGUCCCAAACGGUCGUGAAAGACGCUAAGGCCAUCUUCAAGGGCGACAUGAUAGACGAGCCCUCAUCGGCGGAACCUCUUCAAAUCAUCGGCAACGGUAAAAACGGUAAGAUAGUCGACGGUAACUCAGAAAGUGUGGUCAAGAGGAAACCCAUACACCCCAAAUACGCACCUUUACCGGACUACAAAUGGCGUAUCGUUUGGCGCAACGUCAUAGCCUUCGCCUACCUUCACGUAUUCUCCAUCUACGGGGCGUAUCUCGCCCUGUUCAAGGCCCACUGGCUCACAUUCUUCUGGGCGUUCUUCGUCGCAGUGGCCGCCGGUCAAGGUAUAACAGCCGGAGCCCACAGGUUAUGGGCCCAUAGAACCUACAAGGCGAAACUACCCCUACGCAUCUUCUUGGCCACGAUGCAGACGAUGGCUUUUCAGAAUCACCUCUACGAGUGGGUGAGAGACCACAGGGUACAUCACAAGUUCACGGACACAGACGCAGAUCCGCAUAACGCACGAAGGGGCUUCUUCUUCUCCCACAUAGGCUGGCUGAUGAUUAAGAAACACAGGGACGUCUUCGUCAAGGGAAAACAGGUGGAUCUGAGCGAUCUCAGGGCAGAUCCCGUGGUUAUGUUCCAGAAGAAGUACUACCUGCUCCUGAUGCCUUUACUCUGCUUCGUUUUUCCCACCUUUGUGCCUUGGUACUUUUGGAACGAGAAUUUCUGGAUCUCAUGGUACGUCGCUGGCGUUUUGAGGUACACCUUGUCGCUGAACAUCACCUGGUUGGUCAACAGUGCAGCUCACAUUUGGGGCAUGAAGCCCUACGAUAGGAACAUCGCGCCUUGCGAAAACAUCUUCGUGGCCAUAGCAGCCCAAGGCGAGGGUUGGCACAACUACCACCACGUCUUCCCCUGGGAUUACAAAGCGGCGGAACUGGGCAACUACAAGCUGAACAUAAGCACUGCCUUCCUGGAUUUCAUGCACUACAUCGGCCAGGCAUACGACCUGAAGACGGCCACCAAAGACAUGAUAGACAGGAGGGCCAAAAGGACGGGGGAUGGCAGCAGACACGCCCCGACCAAGGAGAAGGAAGUGUAUCAAGGCUACCACAGCUACCUGGACGACGGAGAGCACCUCUGGGGAUGGGGCGACAGGGACAUGAAGGACGACGAGGUCGAUUUCGUGUUGAAGACCAACAACCUGACAGAACGAUGAGAAUAUCGACUUAUUUAUGUACCUUUAACGUUAAUAUUUAUCACCUAAGUAUUCACAAACGGUUAGGAAGGACGCUCGAUGGAUUUCUAACAAUGCCUUCAAUUUAUCCGGUGCUUACGUCGAUAGACCUUGACGAAACUAAGGCUAUGAUCGUUAUUGACGAUGGAAAAAACGUUACGUUAAUCUUAUCGCUAUUUUUAAUUGGUGCAAGCAAUUUAGUUAAGACAAAAUGACGAAUCUACUCUUAAUUUAUGUUACCACGGUCGAUUUUCCACGUGUGCAGGUGAUUUUGAUUCCUAAAUUAUUUUAUUUAUGUUCCAUUUUGUUCAAACGAAUAAAGAUUAAUAUUUCAA